CUUUUGUAGUGCUGUUGUGAAGAGUGACUCGCCAGCUGCAGCAGACGGCGGCUCGUACAGGCGUGUUGAAUAAUAUGUUGAGUAACGCGUCUAGUAACGUGUAGAGCGGUGCCGUACUGCCGUGCAUGGUGUGUGUGACAAGCCAAGGAGUGAGCAGCGAGGAAUGGCCAGGAACAGUUACCGAAACUUCCUGAGACUGCUGGAGAAGUGGCCUGUGGACGCGAGCAAGGGCGCCGACAGAGACCUUGGGGAAUACCUCCGUAAACGUGUGACGGAAAGCUUCAAGCACGGGGAAGCCUCACCAGUGAAUGAGGAGGAGUGUCACCGAAUCUAUUCCUCACUGAACCGCAUUGCCAGUGGCACUUAUGCAGCAAAAUACCCACGCUCCCUCACGAGCACGUCAACAGGUCUGUCAGCUGAGGAGUGCCACCAAGUCAUGUCAGUAGAGUUUCUCAAUGCUAUGGAGGACCAGAACAAGGGGAUCAUAAAGCGCCUGUUCCAGAAAAACUGA
Scylla paramamosain (green mud crab) is the source of this 511-nucleotide messenger RNA. RefSeq names its product ubiquinol-cytochrome c reductase complex assembly factor 2-like. Bases 164 to 511 code for a protein of 115 amino acids. The record is from RefSeq and is a predicted model, not a curated record. Gene Ontology annotation, cellular component: mitochondrial matrix. Lineage: Eukaryota; Metazoa; Arthropoda; Malacostraca; Decapoda; Portunidae. The transcript has 3 exons. Gene Ontology annotation, biological process: mitochondrial respiratory chain complex III assembly.